Messenger RNA from Aspergillus tubingensis, 393 nucleotides. RefSeq lists its product as uncharacterized. Bases 1 to 393 code for a protein of 130 amino acids. The transcript has 4 exons. The record is from RefSeq and is a predicted model, not a curated record. Lineage: Eukaryota; Fungi; Ascomycota; Eurotiomycetes; Eurotiales; Aspergillaceae.
AUGAACACGAUCCGAUCUACAUGGAUAGGCUGGGGCACCCUUUGCGUCGCUGGCGGCGGAGCCUACUACUUUGCUAAGAAAUCCAUCAACGCCGACCGUCAGACCCGAUUUGAAGCGGAAGUGAAGCGCAAGGCGCAGCUGGCUGCGAUGGAAGCCGAGCACCGACGCCAGAACGCCCCGAACAAUGUCCCGACUCCUAGUCCGACCGAAGAUCCGAGCCUGAAGCGCGCCCAGUUAGUGCGUGCCGAUGAUGUGGGCUCGCCGAGUGCUGAAGCUAGCCAUGACCCCGCACCGACUCGUCACGAACCGGAGACUGAAGCUGAGCGGGUGCUGGAAAAGAGUAAAUAUGAGGCUACGCAGCCUUUCCGGCCUCCGAGGGGAAACCGCUUGUAG